Colletotrichum spaethianum is the source of this 792-nucleotide messenger RNA. Its product is annotated as carbonyl reductase [NADPH] 1. Gene Ontology annotation, molecular function: oxidoreductase activity. The coding region runs from base 1 to 792 and encodes 263 amino acids. Lineage: Eukaryota; Fungi; Ascomycota; Sordariomycetes; Glomerellales; Glomerellaceae. The transcript has 3 exons. The record is from RefSeq and is a predicted model, not a curated record.
AUGACAUAUUCACGAAUCGGUGUGGUGACUGGCGCCAACAAAGGCAUUGGAUACGCGAUUGACAAGUCUCGCGGCGAGGAGGCGCUUAGCAACAUCCAAGGUGAUGCGGAUAUCAAGCAGGCUAAGGCCCUGUCUGCGCACGGCGGUGCUGCCGACAUCAGAUACCAUCAGCUCGACAUCUCAGACUCCAACAGCAUCUCAAAUCUUGCCUCGUUCUUGAAAAAGGAGCACCCCGAAGGCGUCGACUUUGUCAUCAAUAAUGCCGGCAUUGCGAUGCAAGGAUUCGACUCAGAUGUGGUGAAGAACACUCUCGCAUGCAAUUACUAUGGCACUUUGGAAGCGACGCGAGCUUGGAUCCCUGUGCUCAAGUCCGACGGCCGCAUCGUCAACGUUGCGUCGAUAUCCGGAUCACUGAGCAAGUACUCGCCCGAGAUCAAGCAGCGCUUUCUCGACGCAUCAUCGGUUUCUGAAGUUACCAAACUCAUGGAGGAAUUCACUGUCGCGGUGGAGGAGGGGACACAUGAGAAGGACGGGUGGCCGAGUGCAGCGUACGCUGUCUCCAAGGCCGGCGAGAUUGGCAUGACGAGGGCGAUUGCUCGAGAGCUCAAAGGCAAGGGAAGCAAGCUUUUGGUCAACUCAUGUCAUCCAGGCUACGUAGUGACUGAUAUGACCAGAGGGGGAGGCAGCAAGACGCCAGACCAAGGUGCGCAGACUCCAGUUCAUCUGGCAAUUGCGGAUAUCGAUGGGGCGACUGGAGAGUACUGGUCUGAUGAGAAGGUUGCGAAGUGGUAA